Molecule: messenger RNA, 1895 nt
Organism: Gossypium arboreum
Lineage: Eukaryota; Viridiplantae; Streptophyta; Magnoliopsida; Malvales; Malvaceae
Product: bystin
Exons: 12
Coding region: 178-1509 (443 amino acids)
Biological process (GO): rRNA processing
Cellular component (GO): cytoplasm; nucleolus; preribosome, small subunit precursor
Molecular function (GO): snoRNA binding
Source: RefSeq, a predicted model, not a curated record
CCUAGAAAUAAAUCGAAAUUACAAAAAGGAAAAAGAUAUUACGAAAUUGCUUCAAGUUAAAACCCUGGCACCGUGUUACUAAAACCUCGUCUCUUUUGAGUACCGUAGCCGCCUCCACAUUCCUUUCACUCUUCCGAACAUUGAAUUUUCAUAUUCUUUUUGGCCGAAGCUCCGUCAAUGGCGAAGAACAAAAGAGAGCGAAACCAAAAUCCGCAGCCAUUUUUAGCAGAUGACGAUUCCGUCGCCUCUACAAAGAAACACUCCAAAGCUCCCAAACACCACCAGAAGCAAGACAAAAUGAUUUCGUCGGGGAUGAGCUCGAAAAUCCUGAAAGAAGCGCUUCUUCAACAGAAGGAAAUAGAAGAAGAAGCGUCAGGAGGGAUCGCUAAGAGUGCGUUCGGUUCGGUUGAAGAAGAACCUAACAAGCAUGAGGAAGAAGAGGACAUUGACGAUUUUGGUGGCUUUUCUGAGACACAAAGUCAAUUUGGCAACUAUGAAGAGGAAAUUGAUGAGGAUGAUGAGAAAUUGCUGGAGGCAUUCUUAUCAAAGGAUGCUGGUCCACAAAGGACACUUGCGGACGUUAUAAUUCAAAAGAUCAAGGAGAAUGAUGCAAAUGCUGCUUCAGAAAAACAACCUUUGCCUAAGUUGGAUGAGUCUCUUAUUGAUUUGUAUAAGGGAGUUGGCAAGUUUCUGAACAAAUACACAACUGGGAAAAUGCCCAAAGCCUUUAAACACAUUCCGUCAAUGCAACUCUGGGAGGAUGUUUUGUACUUGACUCAGCCUGAGAAUUGGUCUCCAAAUGCGAUGUUUCAGGCUACAAGAAUAUUUGCUUCCAAUUUGGGUGCUAAGAAGGCAGAGCGUUUUUAUAGGCUAGUCUUGCUUCCACGUGUUAGAGAUGAUAUUCGGAAGAAUAAGCGACUUCAUUUUGCCCUAUAUCAGUCUUUGAAGAAGGCUCUAUACAAACCUGCUGCAUUCAACAAGGGAAUAUUGUUUCCAUUGUGUAAGUCAGGGACAUGCAAUCUCAGAGAGGCAGUUAUCGUUGGGAGUGUUCUUGAAAAAGUCUCCAUUCCUAUGCUUCAUUCAAGUGUUGCAUUAAUGAAGCUUGCGGAAAUGGAAUAUUGUGGCACAACAAGUUAUUUCAUAAAGCUUCUUUUGGAGAAGAAAUAUGCUCUGCCAUAUCGGGUUGUUGAUGCUGUUGUUGCUCAUUUUAUGAGGUUUCUUGAGGAUACAAGGAUAAUGCCAGUAAUAUGGCAUCAGUCUCUUCUGGCAUUUGUGCAACGGUACAAAAAUGAAAUGCUGAAGGAAGAUAAAAAUAACCUUAGAGUUCUACUUGAGACUCAAAAGCAUAAAUUAGUUACACCUGAAAUAAUGAGGGAGCUAGAUAACAGCCGUAACCGAGGCGAGAAGGAGGAUGAUCCUAUGCUAUUAGCAUCUUCUGUUCAUGUGAUCAAUAAAACCAUUGAGGAAGACAGGUUUGAUAUUCCUGAAGUACCUAUGGAGGAGGAUUGACUUUACGAUUGCUGACCCCAUUGAUGCCUUGACUUCCUGAUACAGGAUUUUGAUAGGGUUGCUGGACGAAGCCCCUUAAGUUAAAUGGUAAAACUGGGUAGCUGAGAUGGGAAGUACACGAGGAGUAAGCAUGAAUUCUCGGGUGGGGUCUUGCCAAUUAGAAGUUAUCGAGAAGGUUAUACCAUGAUUGCAUGUAAAAUAUGAUUGCUAGUAGGGGACCUUUACAAUUCUUUGAACUUGUUAAAGAUUUAGGGUUCACAUAGGUGACAAAUUUUGCCAUGAAGAUUGCAGGAUGAAUUUUGUUUAUGCCAUUUAUAAUUUUGUGGCACCUAAAUUGUUUUUAAGCAGUUCGUACCAACUUAAUUAUUUGUUUGAUGAGUGUUAAA